AUGGGUGCUCAGAGUCGGACAGUGGAUGCUGAACAACUAAAACAAGAUCAGUUUGAUCAUGUGGAUACCAUUAGAGAAUUUGUCUCUGUGUUACAGUUUGAUCAUGUGGAUACCAUUAGAGAAUUUGUCUCUGUGUUACAGUUUGAUCAUGUGGAUACCAUUAGAGAAUUUGUCUCUGUGUUACAGUUUGAUCAUGUGGAUACCAUUAGAGAAUUUGUCUCUGUGUUACAGUUUGAUCAUGUGGAUACCAUUAGAGAAUUUGUCUCUGUGUUACAGUUUGAUCAUGUGGAUACCAUUAGAAAAUUUGUCUCUGUGUUACAGUUUGACCAUGUGGAUACCAUUAGAGAAUUUGUCUCUGUGUUACAGUUGUGCAGCUCUGUUCUGACUGAGACCAGGAUGACCUCUGCCGGCAAUGCCUCGCCGCUGUACAACAAAGUGGACUUACUGGUGGUGCCAGACCUAAGCGGUUGCACGUCUGCACCCGGACUGCUGACCGAAGGUCGUUCCCUUGGCGGGUUGUCUCCCCUGGGUAGUCGCCGCCCAAGCAGCGUGUGCUCCUCUAUCCUUGACCUGUCUGGCGAAGCUGACCAGCUGGAACGGGCCAUCAAAGACAACGACGUGGUGAUUACGAAGAGAAUCCUGCAACUGCAUCACGGCAAAUUCCCCGUCAACCUGCACGCCAGCAUUUUAGACAAGUCCAGUUGUGGGGCAAGGAGUCGAUGCAAUAGUCAAGUUAGUCAGGAUGUGGACAUUUUGCUGAGAAAGAGUCAGACAUUGAUAGACCGCUAUGACCGGCGGGAGAGCCUGACGACAGAGCCUGAAGUGCCACUUGUCUUCCGCACCUCGCUACACCUGGCCAUCCAGCACAACUCAUUGGAUGUGCUGAAGGUCCUACUGCGAUAUGGGAUUGAUCCGAACGAGCCUCGAAUGUGUACCCGUCGCGAGAGUUCAGCCUCUCAAAUACCCCUUUCCCCGACCCCCCGCGCCGCUUUGACCGCCGCCAGUCAGCAAUGGGCCUCUGGCCGUGCUCAGGCCAGUUUGAGUCCCAGUCCGGCCUUGCACGGCUCUCAGUAUCCCCAUAGCGGUGAGGGCCAAACUCUCAGUGAUGCCGGUAACAAAUUCAACCCGCUCCGUAUUGUUUCAGAAAAACCGUUCGAUUUUCCGGCGAAUUACCGCGCGAAUGAAUUAUUGAAUUUACCACCGCUAUACACAGCGGUGUCAGCGGGGAAAUUUCACGCUGUGCAGCUCCUCUUGCGGUACGGAGCUUUGGCAAACUGCGCUGAUAACCAAGGUUGUACGCCUCUGCACCUCGCCGCAUUCCCCGAGGUCUACAAUCGGGAGUGCGCCAUUCUGUUGCUGGCAAACGGAGGGCGUAUCGCUGCAAGAGAUGAUCAUGGUGUUACGCCGUUAGACCUGUGCCCAUCACUGCAGCACGAACAACGAAAUCUGGUGGGGAAUAUCCUCUCGGCUCAGCCGUACCCACGCAGUACUGAGCUGCUGCCGCUACUCUCUGACAGCAUCCAUCAUGCCAACAUUAAUAGCUGCUCAACCAAUGUCUCUCGAUUCUUCAAGAGACUGAACAGCGAUAGUCGUGUGAGAAGUAAGGACAAAAAGUGCAGAGAAAGUGGCUUUGGCUCUGAAAUGCGAGAGAGGGCUUCGUCAGCUGGAUCGUACCGUAGUCUCAAAGGUCAUCGAGAGCGAGGCCAAGUCAUGAUGGAAGACCGAGAGAGCGUGACAUCAGUGGAGGCUGUGUUACCACGUGACAAGUCAGGAAGUACAAAAGGCAAAAUGAGUUUCCGGCGCAGACAUCGAAGUAGUUGUGUCAACGAAGGUGAGCGAUCCAGCCUGGAGGACACGGAGCGGUCUUUAACACAGCUCAUUAAAUUAGCCGCAAAUCCGGAGUGCUUGUCAUCAAUACUGGAUAAACUGACUAGCUAUAUGCGGAUAGUGACGGGCUUCAUGGACCAGUCUCAGUCCUGUCCGCACAUCGAAAAGUCUGUCAGCGAGCUCUUCAAUCAAAUUAUCCAGACUUGUUAUGAACAGCUCCAGUCUUCAGGAGAGGAGAAGCACAAACUUUUCUUAGAGCUUUCGAAACUUCUGCAAACAGCAUUCGAAUUGCUGCGGGGGAAACAGUCCUUACAUUUCACGGCGCUUAGUACUAUAAACAGGAUUAUAGACAUGUGUAUAGUGCACAGGAACUAUGAGAUAGGAUCAUUGAGUAUUAGUACAGAAUAUCUGGCUGAAAGACAGCCCCAGCAUCCACCCUUAAGUAAACAGAAGUCUGACCCAGGUGCUAAGAUUGCUGAGGCCAGCUCCCGCCCAGAAGAAGGGGGCAUGGCUUCAGCCAGUCAGACUAAGGUGAAUGGACAUCGGAAAAGUGUGUCUCAUAUACAUGAUGUACAGGAUAGCAAUGUGGGAAGAGCUGAGGGUGAUGCAGAGGAAGACCCUACGGGAUGCAGAAAUGCUUUUGGGGUGCCAAUUAACCGCACACCGCUGGAGAUUCUUACCUCUGCUGACCCUAGUCACAUACUUAGCGUGCUUCAUAAUUCUAUUACAAUGCACAAAAGGAUUAUCGGAACUCGCCAGAAAUGCACACCCAGCACUAGGUGGCGCCACUGUACAUAUCACUGUUUGCAGAUACUUAGUGCCCGGAUACUAGCUGUGAUGUGUCAUGGUCCAAAUGUGCAACAUAAAAUUGUAACAAAUGGUCACAUGAAAACUUUGGUGGAUGCCUUGGACCCUAACCAUGAUCCACAUCUUUUGUGUUUAUUGCUGCAAUCCCUGGCCUGCGUAGCUCUAAACCCCAGCCAUCAUCAGGUACUGGCUGAGGCGGACUUGGCAGACAUGUUGAUGCAGCUUCUGCUACCGUCUGACGAGUGGUACUACACCAACCACAGCACCAAGUAUGCUCGCUUCGUCAAGUAUCACGCCGCACGCAUCCUCGUCUACAUGGGCCUGCUACAUAAACUAGGUGGCCGAGUAGACCUGUUUGACAGAAGACCCUUUAUGGACACAACAACAAACUCACUGCUCCAAGUUCAUUCCCCCGAGGACAGUUUUAUUGAGCUGAUGGCCUUGGGAAGGCUGGUGACCAAAAACGGCAGUAAUCACAUGACAUCAGCAUCUCUGGAGGGACUACUGGCAGAGGUCAUCCAGGAGGCAAUUGAGGAGGAUAGAACCAACAUCCAUGGGGCGCUGCUCUCAGCCUUACCCCCAGGCAGUCACAAGGGCUUCGUACAUUCCAGCCUUACCCCAGAGGAUUGCAUCAGAUCCCAGAAAAGGCAGUCUAUCAUCUCACCGUUUGUCUCGCCAGCCUGUUCCAUGGAGUUCUUAAACGCGUUAGAUAGCAAACCUUUCCGUGAAUUUGUUUUUAGUGCUUUGCCCAUAGUUGUUCAUCCAAUCAUUGUGUUACGCGUGAUAGCUCAUAAACUCUUUGGAAAUAUGAUUCGCAGAAAGACCAAGCUUUCCAAGACCCGCCUUCAACCACCCAAAGUACUUACGUCCGACUUCUGUCCCCCUCCCGUGCACUCGGACGAGUCAGAUGAUGAUGGUCUAAAGGAAGCCAGCUUAUCCAAGCGCAGAAAAGCCAGCAGUCUUCAUGUACAUAUCGCAAGCCCAGCGAAGGAGACGAUGCCUUCACAAGCCAAACCCGCUGCGGAGAAAGACGCGGCGAAGCUCAACACUACCAAAAGUAAAAAUGGUACCACAAAACUUGCUCUGCGAGCCAUCGGGGAGAGUUUGGUAACUCCCCUGGAGUUUAACAUUGGGCAGACCCUGGAAAGUCCGCCUUCUGAUAAUGGUGCUACGACUAUCCUGCCAGAAAAUGCAAUCAAAUCCAGCAGCUCUAAGAAACUGUUCAGGUGGUCCAGUAAGAAGCGGCUGUCCAAGUCCCAUGUAAACGUGUCGGCAGUGCAUCGUGACAGCAUCGCUAGUCAGGGGAGCCAGCUGAGUCACAAGGGCUCCAGUUCCUCCUCUACACCUGACGUUGAUGUCAUAGCCUUCCAGCGAGAACUCAUCAACCUGCCCACCUUUGUCAUGGAUACACCAAAUGCAGAUAUUUCACCAGUAUUUUCUCGCUCCAGCUCAGUCCCAGAUAACUUGGCCAGUAGGGGCGGAAUGCCUCCGUUGGACAGUAACGAAUUGGUGCUACAAUCUACUUGUAAUUCAACUCCACCGAGUGCUUUAGCAAUACAGUCAGACCAGCUGCCCAGUCUGUGUGACUUGGUAAGCUUGCCUAAGUCCGGGUCAGUGGUGACCAUCACCACCACAGAUGUGGACAGUCCGUCAUUACCAACAGCUCAAAUGGACAGUGAUUCCGCCGACGAGAAAACCACCAAUAUUUUGGUUCAUUUUGAGGCCCCGGCUUCUCCGGGUGGCUCCAGUCCGAGCCAGAGCCCCAACCAUGUGUUUGAGUUCCCAAGUCUGCCUACAACCGGCAGUUUUAACAUCAAUCAGUUGUAUCCAGGCAGGGAAAGUGCCCUGACGUCAGCAGCCAACCUCAGCCCAACGGGCACACGCCCUAACCAGUUAGCCCCCAACCAGUUGACUAUCAUGUCACCCACAACCUCCUCUCCCAGUGGCUCAGAAAAGUCACCUCAAUCGGUGGCCCCCUAUGCCCUUAAGUCCACGCCAGUGUCAAGCCCUACGGGGGACAUCCCCCUCCCCCACAAGGGCAUCAUUAAGGUGAUGGAGACUUGGAUUAACAUCUGUAAGUCAGACUUGGAAUGUGGAAGUCUGAUUAGUUCUGAGAUGAAGGAUUUCCUAACCAAAUUGUCUGUGCUGGGUCAUGAAUAUAAAGCUUGGUGCUACAAGAUUAGCAACCUGCUUCAGUUAGAGGACCCUGACGAAGCCAAUAAAUCCUCGGAGAGUGUUGAUGGCUCUGACAAUGUCCACACCCAGUAUAGAAAGCUGAAGCAGUUAGUGGUCAGCGGAGAGUUGCCAUGCUCCAAAGAGGAAGCAGCCACAUUGGCAGGAAUCCAGCUGCAUGUUGACGAGACAUGGCCAGACGAGGAGAACACCAGCACGCCCGACGACAUGGCUCAGCAGCAGGACAGCGACGGACAACUCACGGAUAACGUCAAGUACCUCAGCGAAAAACAGGAGAACCUCAAGCGCAAAAAGGAGCUCAUACGUACCAACCGCGCCAAGAAACUGUCGAGCAGCCGUCUAGGGAGGCGUGGGAAGCUGGUGAAACACCUGACAUGUGUCAGUGACCAUGAGCCAGAGCUUGUGACUGAAGUGGACUUGAAACUUUACCUACCUCCAGAGUACACGACGUCAAGGAAGAUACGUGAACUAAUAGAGGAAAAGCAGAAGAAGUUGUGGCAUACUCCUUAUUAUGAAAAUGAAUUGAAGUUGAAGCAACUGUACAUUAAAAUCUGCAAAAAUUUGCCAGCCUAUAACUGUAAAUUAUACCAGGUGAAGGAGAUACUGCGAGGAAACACGCAGAAAAAGGUAUCUCGUCUACUGGGCGUAACCAGUAAUAAGAUCAUCCUGCUCGACACCAAGACCAAGUUCCUGGUCAAGUCUCAGAGUAUCAGUGAUCUGGAAUGGUCGACGGGCAGUGGCAAAUGUAACGAUGACUUAGUGCUGGAGUUCAGAGGCACCAAGCCCUGGAUGUUGUCCACACCCUCCUCAGAGAAUCUCAAGUCCGUCACGGCAGCGCUCUGGGAAGCUCUGGACAUGAAGGCCCAUGCAUUCAUCCUCAAUAAUGGCAUCUUCCAGAGAGGAAACCUAGAUUUCGCUGAGUUUAACCGACGACAGUUGAGCCUUCGUCCAGAGCUGGAGAGCUCCAGCAUGUACACAGAGGAGCUAGAGAGCUUACAGAAGAUGCUUCAUUUCCCUGAAGAAGUGGCCCUCAUGCUCACACAGACAGAACACAAACUGUUCAACAACGUACCUCCUGCUCACUAUAUCCGCCAGGUUACACUGGAACUCUCCCUGAGGGCGAGUUCUGGAUCCCAGCCCACCGUCAGAGAUCUUAUACAGAGGUUUAGCGAGGUAAGCUCAUGGGUCACCCACAUCAUCAUCACACAACCCACCCACGAAGACAGGAAGGCUGUAUUAUCCUGUAUCCUUCGACUUGCUAACUACUGCUGGAUUAUUGGUAACUUCAACUCCGCUGUGGAGAUUCUUGUCGGCCUAAAAUCAGAGAAGCUGAAGCCCUUCUGGUUGUCCAUCUCUAAGGAGGACCUCUCCACAAUGUCCAUGCUUUCAGAUGCCCUCCUCUCCCAUGAGCCCACACCAGAAUACAGGGAGGCAGUCAGCCGUGGACUGGACAUUCCAGGCUGCCAGGUCAUCCCUUUCUUUGGGGGGUUCCUGCGUGACUUACGAGCAAUCUUCGCAGGGGUGCCCAGUAUUGUUGUUCUACCUUCAGAGGAGAACCAAUCUCUAGAGUUCAUCUCUGAUUACAAUGGUGAGGAUCGUUUCAUGACGAGGAUUGGGGUAGGAGGGCUGAUUAACCUGGACAAGAUGAAGCAGGCUCACACCGUGAUGAAUGACAUCCACCUGUUCCAGCACCACGGCCACAUGCAGGAGCUCUACGCUCAGGACCUGACCGAUGGCAGAGACUCAGAGGUGUCUGAUGAGGACUAUGACAGUGACUCGGACAGCGAUUAUGACCUUGACCUUGAUGCCUACCAGCCCAUCCGCCCUGUGAACAACGAACAUGACGUGACUUUCAUCACCGCCAAACUGUCUGGUCUGGACCACCACACCCUACAGUGCAUGAACCAUGGGAGUACUGUGAUACACUGGGAACCCGACAGCGGCCGCUCACAGAUGUGCUGCUUCAAACUGGAGGGCAACAACGGGGUGGUCACGUGGCAUAAACCCAUGUGGAGUGCCCUUAAGGGGGGCUCCGUGCCAGACUACGUGUUGAAGGGGGACUUUGAGUCAGGGCCAUCUAAGGGAUUGUGUGAGAGGUACUGUACUGGUGAACUCGUGGACGAUGGACUGGAAGAAGGAUACAUUGAUCUCUCUGUCAUCAAGGACGUGAUCUUGGGGGAUGAGUCAUGUGACCUGUCAUCUGUGUCAAGACGUCAUGCCAUCGACGUGUCAAACAGUAAAAACUGUAUAUGUGUGCACUAUGGCUCCAACAUAGCGGAAAACAAAGUGCUUUAUUUUGUGGCACCGCUGUUGAUGGCGACUGUGUGGGCACGUGGACUUCGUAAACUUGUAAAGGCAGCUCAGAAGUUAAAAUUGCAGACUGAUAGGCGUAUUCAUUGGCUGAAAGUGCAGUACCUCAAACUGUACUUUGAGUACGACAAAUGUCAAGGACCAACUCCAGCAGAAGCCAUAAAGGUGUUUGGUGGACGUCGAUGGUCCUCUGGCCCUCAGUCCACAACUCAGACUAUAGAACCUCCCUCAGUCAAACGCACCCCCAGCUUUAGCAUGGGCUCUACCAUCUUCAAGAAAAAGGGCAGCAGUGGACUGGCAACCAUAAGGGAUGCAAGCCCAAAACGAACCAGCCCUGUUAUUACCAGUUAUUCUAGCAACCACAAUGGUGGGGGUGAGGUUACGUCUAAAGGCAGCACUAAGGUGAAGAGCACGCCCAGUCCCAUGAGGAAGGGCAAGGCAGAAGUGGCCAGUAAGUCCAGUAUGAGUGACUCUGUGCUCAGUCAGCCCCACCGUCACGGCUCUGCCCUCGGCUUCCGGCCUCGCAACCUCACCUACAGCUUCACAAACAGGUACCGAUCGCGGAGACGGCGUAUGUCGCUGGGCUGCAGGUGUGCGGAUAACAAGAUCAAUGAUAUCACACACUCCACUCAACUGGCAUUCCUGGACUUUGUAGAUCUGUUUAAAUCAUUCAGUCUGAGGUGUCGUAAGGAUCUCAAGGAACUGUUUGAGCAUUUUGCCACGACUAGAGUGGCGGACACGCUACAGACGCCUGUGCUGUGGGCUCCCAGAAACAAGGAUAUGGGGCAGCAGGAUAACACCAAGCGGAGAAAAAUCUGUGAUGCUAUUGCAGUAGCCAGUAUUGUGUCCAAUUCUGCAGGGGUGGAAUCCUCACAACGACAGUGUUUAGGGGUGGAGAAGCUACAGGAGGUGUUGGUCAAGUUCCAGGAGGAGCAAUUGGAGGAAGAUGAGAUCAUAGAAUUGAUACAGCUUCACGAACCAGAUGCCAAUCUGCGAGAGCGGUGUUGUUUGUCAUUUGAGGGAUUUGCUCAAUUUCUGAUGGAUAAGGAAAACUACGCUUUCUGCUAUGAGAAAACAAAGCACACAGAUGAGGACAUGGACCAUCCUCUGUCUCACUAUUACAUCGCAACAUCUCACAAUACGUACCUGACAGCCCACCAGCUGAGAGGCGAAUCGUCUGUUGAGCUCUACAGCCAGGUACUGCUGACGGGCUGUAGGUGUGUGGAACUGGACUGCUGGGAUGGAGAUGAUGGAGCACCCAUUAUCUACCAUGGCCACACGCUCACCACAAAGAUAUCAUUCAAGGCAGUUUGUGAGGCCAUCAACAGAAGUGCAUUUGUUACCUCCCCUUACCCAGUCAUUCUCUCCAUAGAAAAUCAUUGCUCAUUGCCUCAGCAGCAGAAGAUGGCGCAGAUAUUCACAUCAGUGUUUGGUGACAAGCUCGUAACUUCCUUCCUGUUUGAAUUUGACUUCGCUGAAGACCCCCAACUUCCAUCACCAAACCAGCUCAAAUACAAAAUCCUCAUCAAGAACAAGAAGUUGAGAGAGUCCGACAACACAGCUUUACCAAAGAGAGUGUACGCCCAUUUUCGCACAAACAGCGUCAUCUCCACAGAAAGCUCCCUGAAUGAUGAUGAUGACUAUGAUGAGGAUGAAGAAGAUGAGGAGGAUGUGGCUGUCUUGAAGGAGUUAUCCAAGCAGGCGGGUAGCCCGUACCCUGGAGGACUGGACCACCACAAAGCUGUGCACUCUCUCAGGACUCGCACAGACUCCUUUGAGGACUCAGCUGAAGCCACAAGGUGUGUGCAGAGUGCAAUAAGAGUUCGAUCAGAAUCUCUUGGAGAUAAGCCACGCCCCCGUAGUCAACCCGAGCUAGACUGGCAGUUCGAUGAAGAGCUGCAGGAGUUACGUACAUUGGCUCAGCCGCGGGUGAAGCAGAAGAAGGCGAGUCAGAUAGCACAAGAGUUGUCAGACUUGGUUGUCUAUACACAAGCUGUCAAAUUUAGAGGUCUGUGUGCCAGUCCAAACACCUCCCUUAAACAGAAGAAAGCUGUCACUAGGAAGAGUCUAUUGGCCGGCACCCUGGGGACAUCUCCUAGUACACCUAGUAUUAUGACCACAGUGACGGAGAAGGCAGAACUGAGCAUUCCACAUAUGGUACCAAAGCGACGCACAGACAACACACCUCUGUCUCACCAGGUGUCUUCUAUGAAUGAAAACAAGGCUAAACAGCUGUGCAGGAGACAUCCCACCGCCACGAUCAACCACACAGAGAGGCAGCUAAUGAGGACCUACCCUGCAGGUAUGAGGAUUGACUCCUCCAACUUCAACCCGGUCAUCUUCUGGGCGUUUGGUAUCCAGAUGGUUGCUCUCAAUUACCAGACUGAAGAUAUAGCAAUGGCUCUGAACAGUGCGAUGUUUGAACAGAAUGGCAGGAGUGGAUAUGUACUUAAGCCUAGUGUCAUGUGGGACAAAAGUCAUGUCAUGUACAACAGAUUUAAUCCCUGGGACAAAGAGUUUGAUGGACUCCAUGCCACCACUUUGAAUAUUGAGGUGAUCUCUGGUCAGUACGUCUGUGCUAACAAUGCAGCCAGUGUCCAGGUAGAGGUGGAAAUCCUGGGAAUCCCAGUGGACUAUGCUAAGCACAAAACAAGGGUGGUCUUCAAAAAUGCCCUUAACCCUAUCUGGAAUGAUUCGUUUACAUUUCAGGUGAUGUUUCAUGACUUGGCCUUCGUGCGGUUCGUUGUCAUAGACACAAACACUAACCACAUGGUAUCUCAGAGGAUCAUAGCUGUGAACCACCUGGCUCCAGGCUACCGGCAUGUUCGUCUCAAAACGCCGUCCAAUCAGCCGUGUGAACUGUCAACGUUGUUCAUCUACACGAAGACGGAGGAGGACCAGAUGGAACAGCUUACCCUUAACGGGACAGGCCCGCCCCACAGUACACAGCGCAAGUCACUGUUCUUCACUAAGAGAGACCCACCAGACAUUGGCACGGCUAGCAGCCCCAGUGUACAGAAGCUGAAGAGACGGAUGUUUUUUAUCAGUGUGUUUGGAGUUACCUCCCCUGAUGAGUAUGUCAUCCUGAAGGUCACACAAGAUACGCUAGUGGUUGAUGCCAUUAGCCAGGCCCUGUGUAAGGUUGGAAAGACAGAUGCUAAGGUGGAGGAUUUUGUACUGGUGGAAGAUGUACACAGUGGCUGGGAGAAGAAAGACCAGGAGAAGAUUGGCCAGCAGAGGAUCCUGAGCAUGCAGGAGAGAGUUCUGCAGUCUCAGAACAAGUGGAAGGGCUCUGGCAAGUUCAUCCUCCGUAAGAAGAGUGAUGACCCCAGCAGCAGAGCCUGGAUGACCACCAUUAUGAACAAAGAGCGGCAAAAAUCUGAUGCCACAGAUGAGGAUUCCAGUGACUGGGACUCUGAGGAGAACAUGUUCCUGGUCUGUGUGUAUAACGUGUCCCCAGAGCAACCCUACACCAUCUUCAAGGCUCCCACCUCUAGCACUGCACAGGAUAUCAUAGCUCAGGCUAUGGUAAAGGCACGACGGGCUGAAGACCCCAGACAAUUUGUCCUCCUUGAGGAACUCGAGUCAACCCAGCCAUUGUCCAGCCAGUCAGGGACGGGACGACGGAGAGGCAGUGACAAACAAGAGAGGCGCAUCUUGACAGAUGAGGAGAAUGUCUUUCAGGCGCAGAGCGAGUGGAAGACCAAUGGCAAGUUCAUGCUCAUUGACAAGGAAUCUGUGGAGGUGGAGUUAGAUGCCAGUGUGCGCAAGUCUGCUUUGAACCAGAAGAAGAUUAUGCUGCUUCAUGGACGAGGGAAAGACAAGAAGCAUCGUCUGAAGAAGAUACCAAAGACUUUACCUGGAGGAGAACAAGCUUACAGCCCUACCCUACAGGAAGAGUUACAGAGGAAAACCUCGCCACUGGCUCACCUCAGCCCUAGCAGCAGCCCUACCUUCCCCACAGAGACCAAGACCAGUGCUUCCAAGUUCAAACGACUCUCCUCCAAAUUCAGCUUCAAGGUUGGCAAGUGAGCUUCUCUGAUCAGGCUAGAUAUCUCCAUGGAGGACUUUUCAUUGACUGUGAAACCAUGCAGAGACGAUUUCAUGACAAUUUUUGCAACUUUUUGUACUGGAACAAUUUUUUUACUACUUAAACAGUGUUGGACAAUACUGAUGAUGACGUUGUGGAGAGGCCGGAAAAAUGCAGAGAUGUUCCCCCAAAGACCAAAAAUUAUAUGAAUACGUGACAAAUUUUUAAUUAUGUAUAUCCCCCUCCCCCCCAUCUUGCUGGAGUCAAGACAGUAUUGGGGGGGCCUGGUUGUGCCCUGCUACCUUUCCUGUGUGUGCAAUAGUGUCCGCCUCACAAACCACCAGACUUCUGUUUUAUUUGUAUGUUUUUUAUAUGGAGCUUAAGCCUGUGAUACAACUUAAGUCAGUGGGACUUAUGGA
Messenger RNA from Liolophura sinensis, 11586 nucleotides. RefSeq lists its product as uncharacterized. The transcript has 44 exons. The coding region runs from base 1 to 11169 and encodes 3722 amino acids. Gene Ontology annotation, molecular function: protein binding; guanyl-nucleotide exchange factor activity; phosphatidylinositol-4,5-bisphosphate phospholipase C activity. Gene Ontology annotation, biological process: release of sequestered calcium ion into cytosol; phosphatidylinositol metabolic process; phosphatidylinositol-mediated signaling. Lineage: Eukaryota; Metazoa; Mollusca; Polyplacophora; Chitonida; Chitonidae. The record is from RefSeq and is a predicted model, not a curated record.